Messenger RNA from Exophiala oligosperma, 2403 nucleotides. RefSeq lists its product as uncharacterized. The transcript has 2 exons. Gene Ontology annotation, biological process: DNA-templated transcription; regulation of DNA-templated transcription. The record is from RefSeq and is a predicted model, not a curated record. NCBI's taxonomy places the organism in Eukaryota, Fungi, Ascomycota, Eurotiomycetes, Chaetothyriales, Herpotrichiellaceae. Gene Ontology annotation, molecular function: zinc ion binding; DNA binding; DNA-binding transcription factor activity, RNA polymerase II-specific. Bases 179 to 2341 code for a protein of 720 amino acids.
CAGUAUUCCCUCUGGCAAUCUUACUCGAAUUCAAGAGAUCAAUCCCCUCCAUCAUCAUUAUCUGAUCCUCCUCUAUCGUCGCAAUGAUCAGCUGACCACGUUCCGAAGAAUUUGGAUUGCAGGCCUUCAGCCGUCAGAUCCAGAGAUAUAUUCGCGACUUCAGCGAGUGAUCUGAACAAUGCCACCAGAAGUGCCGACACGUACGGCAAACCCAUUGAAAAGACCCAGACAAGACCCAGUCUCCUGCCAGUUUUGCAGGUCUAAAAAGUUAAAAUGCGAUCGUCAGCAGCCUUGUUCCAACUGCGCGACCAGAGGGUUGCCUUGCAAUGGCCAGGUUCAAUCGCGUCGUGAGAAUGUGUCGAUCUCAGCUGAAUCUGAUAACAAUCUGUCUGUUCUGGCCAGGCUAAAAAGGCUCGAAGACAUUGUCAUGGGGACCCCUAAACAAGAUCCACCACUUCCGAGAGACGCUCCGAGCGGGCCUCCUUCGAGGCCAAGUUCGACUCUCGCCUGUCUCUCUCCGGCUUCCGAGUAUGAGGAAGCACUUCACAACUUAGAAGAGGCAGGCACCAGGGAGGUGCAUUGGCCCACGGCUGGAGCCAGCGAUAUCGAAUUCCAGAUUCUGACGACCAAACAAAUGGCGAAUACUCCUGGUAUUACCCAAGGAGUCACUACAAAGCGACCCAACUAUCAAACUCCCCUGAAGUCGGUCAUGCUCCCCCCGAAGGAUGAAGCUAGCAUGCUCCUGGACUAUUAUGUCAAACAUGUAGACGAACUUCAACAUGUUCUCUUCGUGCCUCAUUUACGCACUGUUAUGGAGAAGCUCUAUGCAAAUCUGCAUCAACGGCUGUCCAUCGCCUACGGACAACUUGCCCUUCUCCUGACUGUUUUCGCGAGCUCAGCAGCCAUGUUCUCCCACUUCUCUUGUGACAGAAUCGCUCAGUUUCCACCAUCUAGCGCAGCCCAUGCCUCAUUAGUAUGGGCGAACUCGGCUCUAGAGGUCAUGGAAUUCUCUCGACGUACGGCGGCUGGCGGGCUGGAAGAAAUUCAAGCGGCUAUUCUUAUGGCCUUUCUGCUUUAUCAUGUCGAGGGAUUUUCUGCGAGAUCACGUCGUUUGUUUGCAGGUGCCAUCUCGACUGCGCGCGACAUGGGCCUGCAUAAACUCGACGCUACCCCUAGCCAGUCGUCAAACUCGCCCAAAGCGGCUGAUCCUGUUGACAUUGAGAUUCAGCGCCGUGUCUGGUGGCAUGUUGUCGCUACUGAUUGGCUUUUAGGUCUCAGUGGAGGGCCUCAAGAAGGCACGUAUUUUAUCCAGCCCAGGCACUUUAGGGUCAAUAUGCCGCUCAAUAUCAAUGACAGCGAUCUUAUGUAUCGCCGUCCUCUAGUUGAACGACCCUCAUCGGAGCCAACGACCAUGUCAUACUACAUACAGCGUAUAAAACUUGCUGACAUAUGCCGUUGCGUUGUCGAUGUCAUGCCCAUGUUCAAUGUGUCUUUGACGAGCCUGGAUUACCAGCAAAUCAUUGAACUAGAUGGCAAGUUUGAAGCAUUCUUGGACGACCUACCCAUUUUCUUCAAAAUCGACGACAAAAGCCGACGUGAAACAGAGGGAAUCAUGCGCGACAAUCCAAACAUCAAUAUCCAGCGCUACGCCCUUGGGAUGAUAGCCCGGACUCGACGUUGCAAAUUACAUCAACCUUUCCUCAUACGCCGUUCAGUCGAGAGUCACUACACAUAUUCGCGCGAGAUAUCACUCUCCUCGGCGAGGUGUGUCAUUCAUCUCAAAAGACUGGUCGAGAAGGAGUUCGACUCCGUCUUGCUUGCUAACGUCAAGAUGACUGGAGUAGUCUACCAUGUCUUCAUGGCGACUAUUGUAUUGGUCAUGGACCUGUGUUUCAACAAAAAUGAAGGUGACGAUGACAAACGAAAAGCUGAGGUCAGAGAAGCCUGCGCAAUUCUGGAGGAGGCUGCAGGCCAGUCGAGUCUGGCAAGGGAGUUUCUUAACUCUCUCAUGGACAUCUUGCGCAAGCACAAGGUUCAUCUGCACCACUUACCCCCAGAAGCAGCCUCAAAAACCGAGAUCAAACAACCCGAUGCGCAGAACGCACCCGGGUUAGCAGCUCCCGAUGUUGAGCUACUACAGAAUUUCUUUCCAGCACAGGACACAGGACGUAAUUAUUUGUCUGAUUUUGAUGCUAUUUGGACGGACUACGUCGAACUGGGGCCAAACAUGGAUAUGCCAGAAUGGGAUAAUCUGUUUGCUGACCUCGAUUCGAGAUUUACGGUCUCUGAAACCGUAACACAGGGUCGAGACCCGUCGCAUAAGGUGCCCCGUAUGGGAUGAUGAUCUACAAAGGGAAAUUUUUGUGAAUAGAGUACAUAUUACGAUCUCACCACCAUCAGAAC